Closterium sp. Naga37s-1 is the source of this 1185-nucleotide messenger RNA. The record is from the annotation of a GenBank genome assembly. Lineage: Eukaryota; Viridiplantae; Streptophyta; Zygnematophyceae; Desmidiales; Closteriaceae.
AUGUCCCCCCAUUGGUCCAAGUUAAGCCAGACAUGUCCCCCCAUCGGUCCAAGCCAUGUUCUUCUCCACGCCUCCUCCCUUCUGUGUUCCUCACCUUCCGUUUUUCCCUCACCAGGCAGGCCAAGCCAGUCAUGUCCCCCGCUGCAUGGGUGCGAUUUCAUCUCCUCUCCUCACUCGUCCCCUACCAAUCUCUCCUCUCCUCACUCGUCCCCUACCAAUCUCUCCUCUCCUCACUCGUCACCUACCAAUCCCUCCUCUCCUCACUCGUCCCCUACCAAUCUCUCCUCUCCUCACUCGUCCCCUACCAAUCUCUCCUCUCCUCACUCGUCCCCUACCAAUCUCUCCUCUCCUCACUCGUCCCCUACCAAUCUCUCCUCUCUUCACUCGUCCCCUACCAAUCUCUCCUCUCCUCACUCGUCCCCUAUCAAUCUCUCCUCUCCUCACUCGUCCCCUUACCAAUCUCUCCUCUCCUCACUCGUCCCCUACCAAUCUCUCCUCUCCUCACUCGUCCCCUAUCAAUCUCUCCUCUCCUCACUCGUCCCCUAUCAAUCUCUCCUCUCCUCACUCGUCCCCUAUCAAUCUCUCCUCUCCUCACUCGUCCCCUACCAAUCUCUCCUCUCCUCACUCAUCCCCUACCAAUCUCUCCUCUCCUUUCUCGUCCCCUACCAAUCUCUCCUCUCCUCACUCGUCCCCUACCAAUCUCUCCUCUCCUUACUCGUCCCCUAUCAAUCUCUCCUCUCCUCACUCGUCCCCUACCAAUCUCUCCUCUCUUCACUCGUCCCCUACCAAUCUCUCCUCUCCUCACUCGUCCCCUACCAAUCUCUCCUCUUCUCUUCCACCCACCAGGCAGGCCAGUUCCUAGCCAAGCCAGACAUGCAGGCCAGGGGUGACGUGGCAACUGCUGCUGACGUGGCACGGGUGCGGCUGGAAGACGUGUUUGCCAAGUUUGAGGAGGAGCCGGUUGGGGCUAGCAAAGCAGGCGCACAGGGGCAGGCUGAAGGAUGGGCGCCGCGUGGCUAUCAAGCGCAGGUUGACCUGCAAGGUCCCAUCUCUGAGCUGGAGCAGCAGGUAUGUGCAUCCCCUCGGCAGAUUCGGUACGAGUUUGUCUUGGAGCACGAGGCAGCAGCCAUGGAGCGAAUCAGGCACGUCCCGUUAAAUGUGGAGGAGGCAGAGGAGCAGGCAUGA